This is a messenger RNA of Aspergillus calidoustus, 2085 nucleotides long. Lineage: Eukaryota; Fungi; Ascomycota; Eurotiomycetes; Eurotiales; Aspergillaceae. The record is from the annotation of a GenBank genome assembly.
AUGAGGGGAACUAACUCCUCUUCUCGUGGAUUGAGCAGCCCGAGCUCCACUGAUGGAGCAGCUUCUCCAAACGGAUCUCCAGAUACAAAACUCACGGCAUUGUCACCAGAGGACGUGCGAACUAAAUGUCUCUCGCAUUCGAGUGCAUGCGGUCCGCUGGACAGAACUGGUUUCAGACAAUUUUACUCGACAUCUUCUUCUGACCCGUUUCUCGUCUCGACGAGCGUGUCGAAUCGUCCACAGCUGUCUCCCACGGCAGCGAGCUUUACGCCCAUUGGUAUAACAGAUUCUGCCAGCGCUAAUCACGCUCAUUUCAUGGCCAAAGAUCUCUCCACAAGCAACAUCAGUUUCCUGGCUGCCAAGUCCAACGCAGAGCCCUGUGCACCAGGAGCUCGACCAGCGAACCGCAUAGAGAGACCUCUUCUAGCCUAUGGCCCUAUUGGGAGUGAUCGAAACCUGAGGGAUUGCCUUCCCUCUAGCCCUGCCCAUGGAAAACCAGAACUAGAGGGAUAUACUCGAGCUUUGCUCAUCGAGAACGUCCCCACAAACCUGACUUAUAUGUCACUGGCUGCUUUUUUCAAUCGCCGCGAAUUCACUUCGCUCAAAGGUCCCGUGCUGUCCGGACUGAGCUCCAUGGGCAAGGUGUAUGUCUCCUUCACCGAUUGCCGCGAAGCGAAAAAGGCGAUGGAAAAGGUUCGCCUUCUUCGGCCCGAAUGGCGAGUCUUUCCUCUCAGCCCGAAAGAGUACGUGCAACAACUGGAUCCUGCCCUUCUUCCCCAGACUUCAGAUUACGAAGGCCAGCUGCUCGCUACUGUAUACUACGACAGCCGAAACCCAGGUCUGAAUCAGCAUACAGUGGCACGUUCUCUCGAGACACUUGCGAUGACGUUUGGGGACAUCAAGACGUUCACUCCAUUACUCUCUGGCCAGGAAAAUGUCGCACAAUUUCAUAUCGAAUAUUUCAACACACGUGACGCCGAAAAUGUCAUGACAACCCUAAAUGGCACUUCCGUAGACGACUGUGUUGUUGAGGUCUCGUUCUUCAAGCCAGAUGUGGAGAGUGAAACAUAUCCCUCUCCCCGGAGCCCACGCUCUACGAAGGCUGGUGGCUCGUGCUUUGAUGCGCUAGACGCACCUUUUGCUUCGCCCCGUCAUAGCCGUGCUCCGUAUAUGGAACUAAGCCCUACAGGCCGCUCUACGAUCCCAUCUGGUGAGCAUGCAGGGCUAAUGGAUUGGAUGACAAGAGCGGGAGAAAAUAUCAUUCAUUCUCCGCGGCGCGAAGUUACUCGCUACCCCGAUUUGCGCUUGAGCAAUCAAAACGCUGUGGAUACUGAGCGUAUCCGCCUCGGAUUGGAUGUCCGCACCACGAUUAUGCUGCGCAAUAUUCCCAACAAGAUUGACCAGACCAUGCUCAAGGCCAUUGUUGAUGAGACAAGCCACGGAAAAUAUGAUUUCAUGUAUUUGCGCAUUGGUGAGUCCGCACUCGAACUGGAAGUAAACUCAUUGGCUGACCCGUUGGAUCAAGAUUUUGCAAACAAUUGCAACGUUGGCUAUGCUUUCAUAAACUUUGAGGAUCCAAUCGAUAUAAUUGAUUUUGUCAAAGCGCGAGCAGGGCGCACCUGGAAUUGCUUCAACAGCGAUAAAGUUGCCGAAGUAUCAUACGCAACCAUUCAGGGUAAAGAUUGCCUGGUACAAAAGUUUCGCAAUAGCUCGGUGAUGCUCGAACACCCAUCUUUUCGUCCAAAGAUCUUUCAUACCGGCACUGGGCCUCUUGCAGGAACAGAGGACCGUUUCCCCGGACCAGACAAUCCCUCGAAAAUGCGCCGCAGCAUAGAGAACGCAGAACAUAUUGGGCUUUUCGCGCCACGGGUUGGACAGCAAUACCGGGACGAGCAACGACGCCGUCGGUCUCAGUUUGACCGUGGGACUACUGCAGCGGAGCGGGAGAUAGUGUACGUCCGAACCCUUGCCCCAAGACGCCCGUUCGGCUCCGCGAGCAAUGGUUUGAAAAGCGCACCCUGCACUUAUCCUGCGAUGAAAUUGUGGUACGAUUCGAUCCCUGAUCAAGGUCCCAAGACUUCCUAA